Messenger RNA from Camelina sativa (false flax), 1439 nucleotides. The record is from RefSeq and is a predicted model, not a curated record. Lineage: Eukaryota; Viridiplantae; Streptophyta; Magnoliopsida; Brassicales; Brassicaceae.
UUUAUUUUGAUUUCGUUACGUAGGUUUACAGGGACUCGGAAGCAACACCAAUGGUGUGUUGUGACUUUUGCCAGCGCUGGGUUCAUUGUCAGUGUGAUGGAAUCAGCGAAGAGAAAUACAUGCAGUUUCAAGUGGAUGGGAAUCUUCAAUACAAAUGUUCUACUUGCCGUGGGGAAUGCUACCAGGUCAAGGAUCUUGAUGAUGCUAUACAGGAAAUCUGGAAGCGAAAAGAUAUUGCUGAGAAAGAGCUAAUUGCUAGCCUGAAAGCUAGUGCUGGGGUAGUUGGGCAAACUGGUGGUGCCUCUCUUAUCAAUCAGCCUAGAUCUGUGGAAAGAAAAGUUUCUGAGAAGGCUGUGGUCAAUGGUGAAGAAGAGAAGCCAUUGAGAGUUCUCAGGAUAAAAACUAGCAAGCCUCAAGAUUCAGAUAGUGAGAAAUUUGGAAAACACACUACAGAGCUGAAUACUGUGAAGGCGAAAAAAUUGGUGAUAAGUAUAGGUCCUCGAAAGACAGGGGUUACAAACUCUACGAGCUGCGAUGUAUCAAAGCUUUCUUCCAAAUCCAAUGGAAAGCAAGAGAAAUUGCAAACAGAAGAAAUGUUGUCCCAAGAACCGCAUCGCAGUUUGUUGGGAAAGAAUAAUGACGAAAAGAGAGGGUCUCGAGGUGAAGUGGCCACUUCAAAGGCUGAGGGCGGAAUCAUAGGGAGACACUCAGAUAGCAGAGGAGAUUUAAAUAGUGGCUCGCAUGAUUCAUUGCAGAAAGAUUCAAGACGAUUGUUGAAACUGAAAAUAAAGAAACAUAAUCCGGAGAGCCAAGAAGGUGAAGCCCCUAGCAUUGUCUAUGAAAGAGGUAAAUCUGGUAAAGGACAUAGGUCUAAGAGGAAAAGAGCAUCACCUCCAGCUGAAAAGUCAGGGUUCAAUGAAGAUGAAGAUGCAUCGCUGUCACGUGAAGACAGUUUGUUAGACGAAAUGCUUGAUGCUAGUUGGAUUCUGAAGAAAUUGGGGAAAGAUGCGAAAGGGAAAAAGGUUCAAAUACACGAGGCCUCGGAUAAUUCAUGGGAGAAAGGAGUGGUAAGUGAAGUAGGAGGAGGAGGCACAUCGAAGUUGAUGGUGACGCUGGAGAAUGGAAAAGUGAAGACUGUUGAGCUCGGGAAGCAAGGGGUUCGAUUUGUUCAUCAGAAACAAAAGAGGACAAGAACGUGAGGGAUAUGUAUUCUUAAAAGUAACCCAUAUUUGGAAACAACGUGAGCUUCUUCUUCUUCUUCUUUACCUUCUAUACCUUUAGAAUCUGUAUGUAACUUUAGCUUCUUUCUUUUUUGCCUGGGAACAAGUAUAAAAGAACUGCUGAGGGAAAUAAGAGUUUCAAAAUUGUAAUAGAUUUGAUAAAAAGUUAGAAGGAUGAAUUCGAACAUGCAAUUAACAUGAUUUUAUGUCUGAAUAACA